GUGUGAGGUUGCUAUAGGCCAAAUCUAAUUUGUGAUUCGUCUCACCUCCUCUCUCUCCUUUGCCCCUUUUACCAUUUCCCCUUUCCCUCUUUUGUCUGUCUCUCUUUAUUGAGUUAUUUUGUUUCAUCCCCAGUUCUCUGUCACAGUCUUUUCCCCUUCCCCUCAGCCAGUCUGAAUGUCAUGUUUUCAUUGGGGGGGGGGGCAUGUUUGAGGGUCUGGCAGGAGUCCAGAUCUUCAUUGCUGAGAGCACUGAUGGAUGGGUGAAUGAGCAACUUCAUUAAACAGCAGGACCACAGGCGACUUUUUUUUUCUCUGGUCCACUGUCUGUUUGCACUCUUUAUGUGGGCCUCGCAGUGCCCUGGCUUAAAGGCUUUAAGUGUCCCCAUGCUUCAAGACGGGAUAGUUAGUUUACUGGGCAAGAUUUGAUUACAUUAGGAAGAACAUCAAUACUGAGGAUGUUUGGAGAGUUUGUCUGGAUUUCUUUUAAAUGUUUUUUUCUCCUUGUACUGUCAGAAAUACCUUAGAAAUCCUAGGCUCUCACCUGGGACAUUCAUAUUACAGUAUUUUACAUUGUCACCAUUGCCUUCCUAUCUACUAUGCGUUGAAUUACUUCCCAAAAUGGAGAUAAAACACUUACAAACUACAGAGAUAAACAGAUUGUUUGUCUAUUUUUUACCAUGUAACAAUGCGCAGAGAGAAAACAAACACAUACUCUCUGCAUAUAGCAAUGCCACGUGUCAUCAAUGUACAGAGACCUUAGUUUGUUGGGUACAGUUCAACUUGAUUAUAGCGAUGGAGACUCACCAUGUGUCUUUAUACUUUAUAGAUGGCUUCUCUGGGGACCAUGGCAAUGACCUGAUCUACCGCCGUGUGGACCCUGAGGGUCACGAGAUGACCUUUGAUCUGGGCAAAGGGGCCUGGAGCAGGGGCCAGUCUCAUGCCAGGAUGGCCAAGUUGAGUCCCGCUGCGCUGAUGGACUCCCGUUUCCGCCAGUCACCACGCAGGCAUGGCGUCAGUGUCUUGGCGAGGAACGAUCACGAGGUCCACGUCGAGAACGCCCCUGUCCAUGCUCGACACAUCGUUACCGUGGCCCUGCAGGUGGAUGUGAGGCGACUCAAUGUGACUCUGCUGCGCUCGUUCCGCGAGGGUGUCGCCGCAGCCCUGGACAUCUCGCCCCGACACGUGCACAUCAACCGCCUCAACGAGAGGAAGAAUGGCAUUGAGCUGUAUGUGUCGUCUGAGCGUGUGGGAGCGUCUGAGCCUGUGUCAUCAGAGGAAGUGAUCCGCUCGCUCGACAUCAACAUCCUCCACCAAAGUCUGGAGUCUUUUGGCAUCACUGAAGUCUCCUCUGAGAAGAAUGUACUCCAGGGACAGCGUGAGAGGGACGAUGUGUGGACCAACGAGGGCUUUUACGCGGUGGUCAUCUUCCUCACGAUCUUCAUCAUCAUCGUCACCUGUUUGAUGGUUCUGUACCGGUUAAAGGAGAAGGUUGAAUAUUCCGACCGGCAGUUGAAACAGCCGCCCCCGCCCAGCCGCGACGUUCACCUGGCCCCCAUCCCCGUGCACCCGGCCCCCCUGCCCCCCCUCCAGCCGCCUCCUUUCCAUCUCGGCAGCAGCAUGGUUCAGGCCAGAGCGGUCCCUAAACCUUUAAGCACCGCCCCUUUUGUAAGCACCACCCCUUUUGUAAGCACCGCCCCUUUCGCUCAUCCGUUCAGUCAUCCCACUGCCAGCGCAGGCUCCGCCCCCACAUCCACGUUCGCCGCCAGCGUUGCCACCUCCUGCGCCCACGCCCCCGAGCCCAUCUGCCCGCCUUGCAUCCCGCCCACUGAGAUCAAGCCCUGUCUCUCGUCAAGCCACUCCCCCUUCAGGAUGAAGCCAGCCGCUGGUCUUCAGGAGAGGAGAGGCUCAAACGUGUCCCUGGUGCUGGACAUGAGCUCCCUGGGCGCGGUGGAGCCGCUGAACUGCGGCGGCGUGAGCACGCCUCGCGAGAGCGCCGCCCAGGAGUACCUGCAGUCGGCCGGACGCACGCUCACGCGCCAGCAGCUCCGCCACACCGUGCUCAACACGCCGACGCUGCAUGCCGAGUUCGCUGAGAUCCCCAUGAACUUUGUGGAUCCGAAAGACCUGGUCAUCCCCAGCCACGGAACCAAGAACCGAUACAAGACCAUUUUGCCAAACCCCCACUCCAGGGUGAUCCUGAAGACGAAGAACUCUUACGAUCCUCUCAGCAGCUACAUCAAUGCCAACUUCAUCAGGGGUUACCUGGGAGACGAGAGAGCGUACAUCGCCACGCAGGGUCCGAUGAUCAACACGGUGAACGACUUCUGGCAGAUGGCCUGGCAAGAGGACAGCCCAGUCAUCGUCAUGAUCACCAAACUGAAGGAGAAGAACGAGAAAUGCGUGCUGUACUGGCCGGAGAGGAGAGGUAUCUAUGGUAAAACAGAAGUGCUGGUGAACAGCGUUCGGGAAUGUGAGCAUUUCACCGUGCGCAGCCUCACACUGAAGCAAGGGGGGCAGAGCCAUGCGGUGGAGCACUACUGGUACACGUCGUGGCCCGACCACAAGACCCCCGACAGCACCCAGCCUCUGCUGCAGCUCAUGACUGAGGUGGAGGAGGACCGGCUGGCCACUGGCCCCAGAGGCCCCGUGAUCGUUCACUGCAGUGCUGGUAUCGGGCGCACCGGAUGCUUCAUCGCCACGACUAUUGGCUGUCGCCAGCUGCAGAUGGAGGGCAGUGUUGACGUGUUGGGCAUCGUUUGCCAACUCCGAUCAGACAGGGGUGGCAUGAUUCAAACAGGGGAGCAGUAUGAGUUCGUCCACCACGCCCUGUUCCUGUACGAGAGCCGCCUGUCCGCCGACGCCGGCCAGUGAAAGCCCCUCCCGCACCCAUCUCCACCUCCACCUCCUCCUCAGCAGGAAGUGUUUUGCUCCUAUGCGCCAACUUCACCUGGAAGUUGAAAAACCUCAAUGGGUGGUCAUCAUUUUUUGCAACCUGAAGAACCUUCAGCGUGAUCUUGCUCUGGGAGGACAGAGGGAUAGUGAUCUUGAGAGUUUUUGGGCGGCGAAGUUUUGAAGUGAGGUGUUUCUGGACUCAUGCUGUGUGUUAAGGAAAGACAGUAUAAGAGCAUAUGGGAGAGAGUCCUCAUUGGAGACUCAUUGGAGUUUUUAUUUUCUUCUCGUGGCUGAAUGUAUUAUAUCAAUCUCGUCUCUGCAACUCUCUCUCUCUCUCUCUCUCUCUCUCUCUCUCUCUCUCUCUCUCUCUCUGUUGUCGUCAGCAGCUCUUCUCUUGCCUCAAGAUCUUUUGUGCUCAACCUGCCUUCAGUCCGGUCUGACCUCUGCAACACAUCAGCAGCUGUGCACUUUGAGGCAGACCUCUGGUGGACCUUCUCCUCAUGGACAAGAACAAUGUGUUUGGUUUUGUCAGUGGUGUUUUGUGCAGAAGCAUAGGGGUCUCUCCUGAUUAGUGUCUAGAGGUUUAACCCCCAGUCUCCAUCUUAAGACUGUUCAAAUACAGAGCGGAAUGGAGAUGUAGCGGUCGACUCAUCACAAUAUGAUUCUGUUGCCAUAUUCUUUUAGGAAAAAGCCAAUUUCAUUUCAAGGAAGGAUGGUGGAGCCAGAUAUUUAGUUGGACCAAUGAAACACACUGCUCCCUCACAGCUUUCACAGUGGUUACCUGGUUUGAGAAAAAGCCAAAGUUUGCUAAUCCCAAUUUUAUGUUCAGUAAUGUUUUCACUCCAGCCCUGACAUACACCUCACAAGCCAAUGGUGAUGUUGACAAUAGACGGUGGAUGCAAACAUAAACACUGAACUAAUGAUUGAUAUUAUGUCAUGAAAACACGUUAAACACACAAAUCGAGUUGUGUGUCUGUGUGGUUGGUUUUAGCUGAAGAACGUUUUUUUUUCUCCUGCUUUGCCCUGUCUACAUCUCAAGUUAACUUCAUCACGUCCUGGCCUUACCCUUUGUUUCUCAAUGGCUACACCUAAACCUACCAUUAAAACCAAAAAUCUGUUUGACCUAAAUUUACAUAUAAAUGGCAAUAGUUAAAUAAUGCACUAGAUUAAUAAACAAAUAUUUACAAUUUUUUUUGCUGUACGCUACUUACAAAAGCAUGUAAAGUUACAAAAGAGAGUUUUAAAUGCAACUUUCUUAAAAGGAAACCAUCACCUGUCCAUGGGCAAUGUUUGCAUUGAAUACAACGUCCGUGGCGCGGUCUUAAUAUACAAAAAUAUAGUUUAUAUGUUUGUUUAUGAAUUAUAUUCAUGUAUAGCUAAUAUAAUUAUUUUUGCAUAACUUGAGCAGACUGUUUUUUGAUACCCUGGAUUUAAACGAAAUGUGUGCAAAUCAACCUACAUGAACAUA
Messenger RNA from Clupea harengus (Atlantic herring), 4360 nucleotides. RefSeq names its product protein tyrosine phosphatase receptor type R (gene ptprr). The record is from RefSeq and is a predicted model, not a curated record. Gene Ontology annotation, cellular component: cytosol; plasma membrane; cell junction. NCBI's taxonomy places the organism in Eukaryota, Metazoa, Chordata, Actinopteri, Clupeiformes, Clupeidae. Gene Ontology annotation, biological process: protein dephosphorylation; signal transduction. Gene Ontology annotation, molecular function: protein tyrosine phosphatase activity; protein kinase binding.